UCGGCGUUGGCCAGUUUCAAAAUAACUUACGAGCUCGCCAGGCACCUGACUCAGCGACGCGUCGAAAUGCGCGCUUUGGCCGGCCGCCCUGGCAGGCCGUGAUCGGCGCGCGAGUGUGUGCGCGUGUGUGCUCAGCCGGCCGUGCAAGCAGCAGCGAGUCGACCGCGCACCAUGGGUCCCGGCGCCUGAGGCGGUGUCCCGCGCGAGCUUGACCAGCGGCCAGUGCCCGCUGCCCGAGACGCCCGCACACGCGCACGCCUAGCGCGCGCGCGCGCGCGAGGCAGCGCUUUCGUUCGGUGCUGCGACCUCGCGGCGACGCCGGGAGCUACUCAGUGCGCCAUGCUAGCCGCCCUGGCCGGGUUGUGGCUCUGUGGCGUCUGGUCGGGUUUCGGAUCCGCGGCCCUGACCAGCAAUGAAGUCACCGACAACCUGCUUGUGGAUACACUUGGGCUCAGCAGCAUCGAACCGCGGUACCUGAUGCUGGCGCCCCGGGUGGUUCGUCCCAACCAGGUGUACCGGGUGACGGUGACGCUGCUGUCGGCGAGCGAGGCGCACACGGUGCGCGCUUCGCUGCAGCGCGAGGCCGAGGAGGUGGCCUCCGCCAAGGAACUCGUCGCCUCCGGGCAGACCGCCGUGCUGCUCAUGAAGGUUCCGCAGAAUGCCAAACCGGGCAAAUACAAGAUGCGCGUCGAAGGUAACAUCAACGGCGUGCUGGGUGGCACUGGUUUCAUGCAAGAGCAGGACGUUGAAUUCCAAGCGCAAUUUCUCACCAUCCUCAUCCAGACGAACCAGUUCGUCUACAACUUCGAGCAGUCCAUUAAGGCCAGAAUUGUGCUUCUCACGACUGAAUUGAAGCCAUAUGCGGAGCCGGUGGAUGUCUACCUCACGGAUUCUCGGGGCAUUGUGAUGAAGCGGUGGCUUUCUCAGUACCCAUACCUUGGCUUCAUCAAGAUCAACUUCGACCUUCCGUAUGACUACGCGGUGGGCUGGUGGAGCAUCAAGGUGGUAGUACUGAGCCAAGUGGAGGAGCGCAAGAUCCUGCUCGAGCGCUGGUUCACCGAGCGCUACGACGUGUACGUGAUCGUGCCGCCGUUCGUGCUGGACACGGACGAAUACUUCGAGGGCGACGUGUCAGCGAACUACACGACCGUGGCACCCGUCUUCGGCAACGCCACCAUCCGCGCCUACGUGCGCCCCACCAUGGUGCAGAACUACGACCCGGGCUUGCAGGUCGUGGAGCCCUACCUCGAGGAAUAUGUGCACGAUUUCCGGAUGGGCUACCAGUUCAAGUUCCCCAUGUCCGAACUUCGCGAGCUGGCAUCGCCCCACCCACUCGACAAAUGUGAGAUCGAAAUAAAGGCUGCCGUGGGCGAACGUUUCCUGGACGUCAUCGUGGAUGGCUACGCGCGCUCCCGCGUCAUCAAUUCGUCACUCAGCCUAAAAAUACUCGGCGUGAAGCCACUUGUCUUCAAGCCGGGCAUGGUGUUCUCCAUAUACAUUGCCGUGACAUACCAUGACUUGGUCAAGCUGCCCGAGGAGAAACUGGCCCGCUCUAACAUCACGGUCAGCUUCACGUCACAGGGUGGCGGUCGGGGCAUAGAGGAUGUCCAGAAGCAGCCUGACGAGCAAGGCAUGGCCGUCAUCGAAGUGGAGCCGCCCGAGAGCGCCGAGCGCAUCGUAAUCAAGGCGAGAUAUCAUGAUAAAGAAGACUCGGUGGAAACAGAAGCACUUGCGGUUGCUCAACAUUCACCUAAGAAGAAGUACAUACAGAUAACUACCAGCACAACGAAUGGCAUUGCUGGCCAGUACGCUAUAUUCCACGUGCGCACCAACUUUUACAUCAAGUUCUUCCACUAUUUGGUGAUUUCCAAGGGAACUGUGCUCCAAUCUGGAGUGCAAAGAGCCUAUGGUCUGGUCCAGACGAUAACCGCAUUCAGCAUUCCCUUGUCGCCCGAAAUGGCACCGGCUGUGAAAGUGAUGGUGUACCAGAUAUCCAGCAACGGUGACCUCACCGCUGACGCCAUCAUAGUUCCUGUCCAGGGUAUCAACCGAGGAAACUUCUACAUGUGGAAGAACUUGAAGCAAGACCGAUCCAACAACUUGAUUGAACUGGUUCCAACGUAUUCUCCGGAAACUGUAGCCGGUCUCAACGGCCUGGACAGCGACUUGGUGGCUGUGCAGGGAAAGAACGAUCUGACACUCACGUCGGUCAUCGAAACCCUGUACCACAUGGAGGACCACUGGGGAAGCCAUGUGCGCGCCGUGUGGCGGGACCGUGACGGGAAACCAGACAAGGCGGAAUACUACGUCACGCAAAACUUCGCUCCAGACGUUAACAAGACGUUCGCGUUCGCAGGGCUAAUUGUGUCCACAAACCUGAAUGUUACAACCCUUCCAGACAUGUGCAACGAGACUGCUGGGUUGCUUCCCUGCGUAAACGGCGAGUGCUAUCCAAAGAGUGGACGCUGCAACGGAUACAAAGACUGCUACGAUGGAACCGAUGAGGGAAACUGUGAGAAGGAUGACUUGGAAGACCAAAGUCUGUUCGAGUUUUUCUUGUACAGGCAAAAUCGCUUUAACAACUUCUUUGACGCUACAGGAGGCAAUUUCGCCUGGCAUCAUGCAAUUACAGGCAACUUAAAGGACAUAUAUAUGCCAUGCCUUGUCCCUAAGGGCCCAACGUUGUACAUGUUCAAUGCUAUUGCUGUUAGCAGACUGCACGGGUUUGCCAUCCUUAAUGAGCCGAUCUACCACAACAGCUUGCGGCCUUUCUACAUGACGUAUGAAGCACCUACAACGGCUGUCAUUGGAGAGCAGAUUGGUAUACGUGUGAUCCUCUUCAAUUACCAGAACUACUUAGUUCAAGCUGAACUUCGAGUGCUUGGGUCUGAAGACUACCGGUUUGUGCAAGUCGGACCUCUAGGUCGAGUUGGGUCUUACAGCCCCGUGACCACCAAGGGUGAAGUGCAACAUGUCGUUUACAUCCAGCCUUUCAUGCACAUCACCAUACACGUUCCUAUUGUCUCAGUGAAGAUUGGACAGGUGGAUGUGGGCCUUGUGGCCAAAACACAAAUAGCCCACGAAGAGGCCACUAUUACCAUCGACUUCCUCCCCGACGGCGUGCCCUUGAGAAUGCAUACAUCCAUGCUCAUGGACCUGCGAGCGCAGGCGUACAACAUCAAGUUCCUCGAUCUCAAUGUCACCGAAGACCCCAUCAUCCCGUUUGAGAGCCAGUAUCGGCGCUACCUCUUCGGGUCACCUGCCGCGCACGUCUCGGUCAUAGGAGACAUUGUCGGAACACCCCUGGAGGGAGACGUAGAACCGGAGGAUUUCGGAUUCUCAAUCGCCACAAAAUCGGGCGAGCAUGCCAUGUUCAGUUUUGCCUAUCAAGUUAUUCGGCUGACCUAUUUGCGUCUCACUGACCAGCUGACCCGUGACAUUGCAAAGCCCAUCUUUGAGAAACUGAACAAAGCCUACGUUUAUCAGAGUUCCUACUUCAAGAAUGGUGCGUUCACCAUGUUCAAGAAGGAGCCCAGUGUUUGGCUGACAGCGUUCAGCUUGCGGAUGUACAUGCUGGCGGUGUUCCCGGACUGGGAGCACGACAUCUACAUCGACCCGCGGAUUAUCACGGAAGGAGUCCACUUUCUGCUCAAGUACCAGGAUUCCAAUGGAGCUUUCUACGAGACCACCCGACGCCCGUGGAACCGCAGGAUGAGAUCAGAGGCGCACAACAAAGACAAGAACAUCACGUUGACCGCGCAAGUUGUUCUCACUCUCUCAAAGAUCUCCGAUCUUACUGGAGGCACUCGUGAGCGUGCCAACACAGCCAAGCGGGAUGCAGUGCGCUAUCUGGAGACACAACUCGCACAAGUAAAAGACCCGUACACUGUAGCCCUGACAACAUAUGCACUGUUCGAGGCUGGCUCCAGCGAAGCGCAGUUCGGCUACAACCUGCUCCACUCUUUGAAGAGAGACGCCGAGGGAGCCAUAUACUGGAGCAGCGUGCCCAUUCCUCCGCCCGUGAUCGUGAUCCAGAGCCAGCGGCCUUACCUGAUGCCCCGGCUGCCGCACCCGGAAGACUCGGCUGCCGUAGAGGCCACGGCGUAUGCCUUGCAGGCCUACCUCAAGCAGGGUGGCGUCUUCCAGGAUCAGAUUGUCCGCUGGCUAAACCGGAUGCGUUCCACUGAUUACGGCUUCAUCGGCACACAGGACACACUCGCAGCGCUGGAGGCCCUCACGCAGUAUUCGUUCCGAACGCAUGUCAGAGGCAUUACAGAGAUGAAAGUAACUGUGGAAUCUUCAUCUAACCCAGGAUAUCCCAGCACGUUACGCAUAUCCAAAGACGACUUGGCACGCAGAAAAGUCUUCGAUGUCCAACCCAACGUCUGGGGUCACUGUGAUGUGCUGGCUCAGGGAUCAGGCUUGUCCCUGAUACAGCUCGACGUGAGUUACAACGUCGAUCGUGACUUCUUGCUAGUGCCUCCUGCUUACGAGGCUUUUGACCUGACACUGGAGCCGAGGUUCUCAGGGAGGAAUAGGUCACAUAUCAACAUCCGCAGCUGUGUAAGGUGGACGAUGACGAACAUGAGUGCAGAGAGUGGAGCAGCUGUACUGGAGCUGGUCAUCCCCACAGGUUAUGCUAACUACAGGCCGCAUCUCGACAACUACGUGAAGUCAGGCGAAGUUCCUCGACUAAGCAUGGCCAAAGUGCUUCCCAGGACAGCGGUGUUCAUGUUUGAACAUCUUACAAACGAAUGGACUUGCGUCAACUUCCUCAUCCAGCGGUGGUAUCCGGUUGCUAACUCAACGCGGUACCUGAAAGCCAAGGUGUACGAAUACAAUUCUCCGGAAAACUACAAGGAGAAAAUAUGGGAAAACUACGACCUCUACGUGCUGAGCAUCUGCGAAGUGUGUGGUUCCUACCAGUGCCCAUACUGCCCGUACUUCAGUGCUGCCAGUGUUCCCGCACUGAGCUGGACACUGCUAAUCGUGGCAGCAGUUCUCCUGUUCCAGGAACUUUGCGGCGCUAGAAGGAACUGCUGAUGCCGAGUGUGUGAAUCUCUACAAUGCGUGCGUGUUGCGCGAAUGAUUGCAGCACUAUCUUAAGUCCUGGACUUAGUACACGCAUGGUGUACUGUGGUUAAAUUUAUUUUAAAGAAUACAUUUGUUCGGUGUGGUUUGAGUAGGUGCAGCGGACGGGCGGAAGGUGACAAGCGUGUUUGAAAUGGCGCCAAGCGCUAAGCAUUGAGUCCUGAGGUACUGACGUUUGGCACACUUUUCGCGCAGAAGGCGGGUGGCGUGUUGGUUGUUCUAAAUGUAUGUGGCUUGACAAGUAUUGCGAUGUUGUUUGCGGUUGUGCCUGCCUACAUAACAUGUGCUGUGUAAAUUCCAUGAAACUCGGUGCGAUAUUUUCAAGUACGAAGAGCUAAACGCAUACUAUAUUUCUUGUGAAGAAAACAAAAUCCAGUGCCAUGUGAUAUUGAUUAUAGUAGCUUAUGUGUAUAAUCGGUGCAGCGAAAUAUUUUACACAUCAUUGUUUUAAAAGACAACCGACAGCAGUGAAUUGUGUGCUGACCCAAUUAUUCGCCAUUAUGUUGUUUUUACACGUUUCUUUUAGCGCAUGGCAUGGAGUGAAACUUUUCAGCUAGCGUCAGAGUGGCAUUUUGAGGUAGUCAUCAUUCACAGAGUCGUCUUUGAGACCUUAUCGUUUUCCACCGUUGACUGUCAAAUCAGGGAUGAGAUAGCAUGUAACGAGCUGAAAAGUUGAGCGCGCUGUAACUGGCUGUGUAACUUGAAGAGAAAACAGUCAGGUACUUAACAUCACGUUCCAUGGCAAAACUAUUGUCAUAAAAGCCGUAUUAUGUGCUGCCUUUUUUUUUUUGCAUGUAUGAAGGCAUCUAAAGCCAAACCAUCAUGCUCACGAUAGACGACCUUUGUGAAGAGCCCAAUAUUAGCAGAAAACGCAGGUACAACGAUGGUAAUGCAAGUAGUUAUUCCGGCACAAAUAAUUUUGAUAAAACAAAUUAAUGUAAACUGCCCAAAAGUUCCCGUAUAUACCAUGCAAUUUGUACGCUAGCUAGCGCAAGAGCUGGCGAAUUGCGGCAGUGAAUAUAGCAUUAGUGAAUGCGGUUAAAAAAAAAGUUCUCACGAACGAAGAGCUGCGUGAAUUCGGGCACGCACACCAAUCACCAAAUUGAGGUACGGAGAACUCUAGCAGUUCAUGUCAAGCGUCGUACUUCGCGGCGUGGUGGCAACGCAGUAGCAACUGAUAAUCAGACAUUUUUGCGUUGGCAUUACCUGCCGAUUUUAGGUCACACGCACUGGCGUUCUGGUUUACAAAACUGCUCGCAUGCAACAUUUGUUCGCAAGAGCAGACUCCGCUCUAUUAGUAUUAGUCAGCGUUAUUUGCUGUUACUAUUAGCAAAGGCAGUGCGCCAUUGGCAAACAGUUCUUAUGGCUAAAAAUAAUUUGUGAAUCUUGUAUCAGGGCCUGCAUAUUCACAUAAACCUCUUAGGCUAGUAUUGUUCUUAAGAGAAAAUUUCAGCCAAUCCUGACGCUGGACGUAUGAAUAGCAUAGCAAAGAACACUUACUAAUGAAAAUCUGAAUUCGGUUCCAGAUUAGAACGACCGCAUUGUGGCGUAAAGGAAGGCAGACAAUGACAAUGAAUUAUAGACCUUGUUAAUGGGCCAACAGCACGGGCUCAUUUCACCAUAACGAAAUAAUCUACGGUCUUGGAAUUUUCUUUUACUUGACAAAAGACAGUGUAAUGCGCAAAGCUCAAUGAGGGUGAUUCAAAUACCAUCUAUAAUGUUAUCUGUAAUCAUUUGUAUCGUACGCUGUACCACGAGACGAGAGCAGAGUUGCUCAUUUGUGCGGCUGCCAUUUCUUUUAACACGGCAUGUAGAACGUUCAUUCCUUCCGAACUAGUGUUUGACACUUCUCUGCAAAGCGUAAGCGAGUAACACAAAAAGCCUUUGUUGGUACAGUCGAAAAGUUCGAAGAAUUGCGCUGAUUAACUGAUGGCUAGCGAGCGCCGGGUUGUACGGGUCAUGCAAGUAUAUAGCUAGUGGUGCUUACGCUGAAAGACACCAGAGCGUAUACAUUCCGGCUGUAGAUUAGAGUCUAACGAACACAUAUCACAUACGAACUUCAUACUGAAUGGCCUAAGGCAGUCGAAUUAUCACUGUCGAUUUACAAUAUAAAUAGCUAGUUUCGGCAUCUGUGUCAGCAACCCUUAGAAACUUAAUUUUUUUGCGCAGCCUGGCUUAUCGGUUUAGGGAUUUCAAAUAGGCAAGCUAAGAUUACUUCUACUGAAAACUUACGGUUGGGCUUGCACUUCAUUAGCUUCAAUUAAGCGAAAAGACUGAUGCUUUUGUCGAAUCCUUAGGUAUAGGAAUAUUUAAAAAAAUAGAGAGUUCAUAAUAUGUAAGGUAUUUUGGAUGGGCAAAGGCAUGUGUGUAUAAUUUUUUAUAUAUUUUUGAUAACGUUUUGCCUGAAAUGUCUUCAAAAUCCACUGGCUUUGACGUACCAGUGCUAAGGGCAGUUGUAGACGUGGUUGCAGCUAGAGCACAAGCCACUUACUGCAGGUGCUUGAAAUAUUUCAGCACAUGCAAAGCCGAUGCACACUUUUUAGACUAUCUUUAUUAAAAUAGCAACAAAAAAAAAACGUAGUAUCUAGAAGCAUAUUACUACUGUGUACAAAGCAAUAUACAGACAAACCCAAAGUACAAUUGACAUGAGCUGAUCAUACUCAAACAGUACAAGGUAAUAAUUAAAACAUGCCACACCACGGCACCACUGUCGGGUUGUGUUCUAGCCUCGGGCCAGGAUAUUUAGUGCGACGAAAGAAAAAAGAAACGUAGUGAUAUCGUGAACAGCAUUGUGGGUCACAGAGGUACAUCAUCAUCAUCAUCAGCAUCGUGGGUCAGUUGAUUGACGUAUGUACCUCGUCGCUGUGCGCAAAUGUGCAAAGCUGCUCAUACGUAUCAGUUUGUGGACUGGCUGGUUCUUGAGCUAUAGCACUCGCUGCAUAUUGUGAGCGAUGAGCGCUGGCUAAUUACGAAUGGAUCUCGCGUACUGCCAUGUUCGUGAACCGCGCCCUAGGUUCUCAGCCAUUUCGUUGCGUUGCAUAUUUCUGUUACUUCUGAGGCCGUAACUGUCACUUUGCAGUAGCCACCACUGUUCGCUGUUUCCUUUAUCCACCCUGACCACUGAAUGUGGAAGUUAUUUUACAUUCAUAUACAAAGCGCUAUAUGCAGUACAUCUAUAAGGCCUCUAGUUUUACAAGCCGUCAUUACAGAGAAGUAGUAAAACUUUUUUUUAUAUAUAUGGUGUAAAAGAAGAAGUAAUGGCCAAGCGCCUUGCCUGAUAUGGUGCCAAUUCCUUGUCACAAUCAUGUGCUAGUAGAUAAGCAUCAAAGGUGCGCUUGCUGGUACAUGAAAUGCGACAGCAGCAAAGAGGCUGCUGGCACACUCAUUGUAAAGGUCACUCACGAGGUGUUACUGAUAGCCCAAAAUAUUACAGGUUGAACCUGCGUGCACUUGGGAAUCCAGAAAAUGAAUUUUGUGCAAUUUAUGUGCCUUCUCGCGAAGUUAUUAUUUGUUGUUAUUGUUUGGUCCGGUGACUUUUUGUGAAUGUUGUAUCACAUUUGCUGAUUGAAAUCAGCUACUCUGAGACAAAAGUGUACAAAUAUUUGCAGUUGCUCUUCGCAAUGAAUACUGAGUGGGCUGAAAAGAUAUAUGCAUAAGUAAGUCAAAGGCCAGUAGUGAAAAAUACUUUUUUUUUUUCAUUUCAAUGGGAUGAUUUUUUGCUGUUUAAUGGACACUUGUUCAAAUAAGAAGGAACAGCUCGCAUCGAUCUGUCGGCUCUCAUUUAAAUUGAACGUACAAUGAGUUGGCUCGUUAGCUUGUUGUCAAGGAGACAGCUGUAUUCAACAUUCUUUGAAGUACCAUCGAUGCAAGAUUCACAGAUCAACAUUUCAUGAAUUCCUCAAACAUUUAUCAUAACAUCACACAGGAACGCAAUCUGCCCCCUUCUUUAUACAAACUUAAGUGCAUACAGGUGUCCGAUGCAAUACUUUUUAUAACGUCAGUAUGCAUUAGUAUUCCGAAAUGACUCCAGUGCUAGGUAUCACUAUUGAAAUGUGUAACAGCAGUAAACCAAUCUGACAAAAAUAACGUUUGAUGAAACAUUUCGCAAGGGGACACUUUGGCAGAAAUGCGUUUAUUGACCAUGCAUUCGGCCUUCUUUUGCGCUUAAAGCAAACUUACAAACCCAACAGAACUAAAACCCGUCACUCCCAUAUACCCCCUCAGUAUUUCAUUGCGUAGGAAGCUUUCAGAUAUUUGCACACUCCAGACUGUUUGCGUUUGUGCACAAAUCGUGCAGUGUAAAGAGGAAUGUGUGCUGGUGUAUGGUGUUUUCUGUUUCUUAUUUCUACGACCAUCUGUUGGGGUGAGUGCUGUCUUGAACACGGUUGAUGUUUUGUGCAGGUUGCACAGUCACUACAGUUUUGUCAUGCAACAUUACAUCAGGUUAUGGUUGCUUAGAGCGAAAGAAAGAUAGUGUUGUUCAUACGACGUCUUAAAUGUCAUGCCAUUACCUAACGUGUGUUAUCACGUUACAUAAGCUUCGACUAAAGCUCAUACGAGCAAAAGUUAUUUCUGAGUGCCCAAAGAUCCAAAUGUAAAUGGCAUGAAGCCGCUUGAUAAAGUGAACAGAGAAGAGCAGGUCAUUAAGCUCCAGAUCACGUCAUAUGUCCUAAGUCUCUUAAGUCUGCAAGCCGCGAAAGUUGUACCUCUCCAUUGAACAUUGAAGUUUAUCUCUCAAUCACAAUGUUUUUUUCCUUUGGGCGACCUUAAGAUAAGCUUUCAUUCGCUGGUGCGAGUGUUGAAGCCGGUACUGACAAGAUGUGAACCACCUGCUAGAACGGUGAAGGGAGUAGAUUCUCUCGAGAAGAAAGAUCAAUUCAAAGCAUACUGCCUGAACUUUGGUUUCUGUUUGUUUUAUUUUAGUAGUUACGCGUUGUGUUAUACUCUGGUUUUAGUCAAAGGACACAAAUUGGCAUUUGUUUGUGCGUUGCCCAUGUUCACUGCAUGUGCAGCUAUAUAGAUUAUGCAUCUCACCACGAAACUAUAUCACUGCCACAGCUGCACCAUGAAAUGAAUGCGUUGUUUGCUACCAAGUGUGUCUGAGAAAUACAACUAGUGAGUCUUCGUAACGCGGCACAUUCGUUCUCGUUGCUACGUGUAUGCAUUCUUAAAAAGGUCAGCCACAGGGGAAGUGUGUGUGUGUGUAACGGAUAUACGAGCACCUGAAGUCGAGGGUUUGCAUUUUCUUCCGGCACCUGUAGGCCGGCAUCGCAUGUAGAAGCUUUGCACAAAUGAUGUAUGAUGUACAGACGCAAUACAACAAACAAGAGUUCUUUUUU
Molecule: messenger RNA, 10430 nt
Organism: Dermacentor silvarum
Lineage: Eukaryota; Metazoa; Arthropoda; Arachnida; Ixodida; Ixodidae
Product: CD109 antigen-like
Exons: 32
Coding region: 340-5043 (1567 amino acids)
Cellular component (GO): extracellular region
Molecular function (GO): protein binding; endopeptidase inhibitor activity
Source: RefSeq, a predicted model, not a curated record